This is a messenger RNA of Helianthus annuus (common sunflower), 992 nucleotides long. Its product is annotated as 60S ribosomal protein L10a-1. The record is from RefSeq and is a predicted model, not a curated record. Gene Ontology annotation, biological process: translation. The transcript has 6 exons. Gene Ontology annotation, cellular component: large ribosomal subunit. The coding region runs from base 157 to 807 and encodes 216 amino acids. Lineage: Eukaryota; Viridiplantae; Streptophyta; Magnoliopsida; Asterales; Asteraceae. Gene Ontology annotation, molecular function: structural constituent of ribosome; RNA binding.
CCUGAUUUGGGCCUCUGGACCCAAUUAGGGUUUCGUUUUCUAUCAGCUGAUAAGAUCAGUCAUAUAACUCUGCCGCUCUUCUUUCUCGAACUUCAUCGGCGCUGCUGUUAGGGUUAGGGUUCGGGUUCUACCAAAGGAAGGAACACGUAACAAAAAAUGAGUAAGCUUCAGAGUGAAGCCCUUAGGGAAGCCAUUACCCAAAUCACCACAGAUGCCAAAGAAAAGAAGCGUAACUUCACCGAGACUAUCGAGCUUCAGAUCGGUCUCAAGAACUACGACCCACAAAAGGACAAGCGUUUCAGCGGUACCGUAAAAUUGCCUCACAUUCCUCGCCCAAAGUUGAAGGUUUGCAUGCUUGGAGACGCUCAGCAUGUUGAAGAGGCUCAAAAGAUUGGUCUUGAAUACAUGGAUGUUGAAGGACUCAAAAAGCUCAACAAGAAUAAGAAGCUAGUGAAGAAGCUUGCCAAGAAACACCAGGCUUUUUUGGCUUCUGAAUCCGUUAUCAAGCAAAUUCCUCGUUUGUUGGGCCCUGGUCUAAACAAGGCAGGAAAGUUCCCGACACUUGUUAGUCACCAAGAAUCUCUUGAGGCUAAGGUGAAUGAAACCAAGGCGACAGUUAAGUUUCAACUGAAAAAGGUGUUGUGCAUGGGAGUUGCUGUCGGUAACUGCAGCAUGGAGGAAAAACAGAUUUUCCAAAACGUGCAGAUGAGCGUUAAUUUCCUUGUUUCAUUGUUGAAGAAGAACUGGCAGAAUGUGAGAUGUUUGUACUUGAAGACAACAAUGGGAAAGCCGGUUCGCAUCUUUUAAGUACCCUGUCUGUUUUUCUUUCAACGUUGUUGUGAGGUCGGUACUUGAAUCCUUUCGUGUUAGCAGGCUGUUUCGGUUUUGAUUAUGGCUGUUCGUUAUCGUUUUGAAUUAGUAGAUGCUAUGAACAUUCUUGUGUUUUGUUAUUUAUUAAAGAUAAUACAUGCUUUAAAAGAGUUAUUUGCAAA